AUGGCUUCUCUACCGUACGGAGUUUCUAAUCUAUGCAGAAGCCAAGAUGUUCUGUCGGUAGCUGUACAAAUUCGUCCGACUGGUCGACAAAUCACAGGAAGAACCAGAGCUGCCAAGAAAAUGUUGUAUAAUGGAUUGUCAUCAUCAUCAGUAGAGAAGAGAGUCAGGACACAAAGAAAGAGAUGUAGAGUGCGCUCAGAAUCAUCUACUGAAACUGAAGAAGAUUCUGCUACAAAAACCAAGAAGACGCCGUUUGGAUACACAAGGAAGGAUGUUCUCUUGAUAGGAGUGGGAGUGACUGCACUUGGUAUCGGGCUAGAGAGUGGCCUUGAGUAUGUGGGAGUAGAUCCUUUGCAAGCAGGUAAUGCUGUGCAGCUGAUACUGGUUCUGGGUUUGACACUUGGUUGGAUAUCGACUUAUAUCUUUAGAGUCGGUAACAAGGAGAUGACUUAUGCUCAGCAACUUCGUGACUACGAGUCUCAAGUCAUGCAGAAACGGUUGGAGAGCUUAUCUGAGGCUGAGUUAGAGGCAUUGAUGGAACAAGUCGAUGAAGAGAAGAGACAGGCUUAG
Molecule: messenger RNA, 570 nt
Organism: Eruca vesicaria subsp. sativa (arugula)
Lineage: Eukaryota; Viridiplantae; Streptophyta; Magnoliopsida; Brassicales; Brassicaceae
Source: the annotation of a GenBank genome assembly